AUGGCAACUCGAUCCUCUACCCGAAAAUCAGCAACUGUCAGAGAAACCGAUCCACAUGUGCUGGAGAAGCUCACCAUGACAAAAGAGGCAGCUUUAAAAUCGAUGACGCCUUUAGUCGUGGAGAUCUUCAACGAUGCCCAAAAGCCAGAUACUAUCUUACGAGCCAAUGCCAUCAAAUUACGAGAAGUUCAAAUGAACUGUUGUCUUAAUUCACCUCGUAUGAUUGGCCAACCAGAAGAUAUUGACCAUGAAGGAGAAGCCAAGUUUUUAAAGUUGAUCUUCAGAUUGGUCAAUAUGGUGAUCAAAGUGAAAAAGAAAGAGCCCACAGCAGAUCGAGUUCAACGAUUUAUAGCAGGAUUUUUACAAUAUAUUCAAACGAAAGAUGAGGAGGCUAAAUCAAAAGCCAAGGAACAAAAGAGAAAGGAACAACAACAACAACAACAACAACAACAACAACAACAAAUAACAGCAGGUAAAACAGUAGAUAGUGACUUAAGUGAUGCUAUGUCUGAAGAUGGUCAUAAUGAAGCCGCCGAUACAAGACAACAACAAUUUGAAGCACCGGAAGCAACAAUAAAUGAAGGGAAGGAGGAGGAGGAGGAUGAGCCUGAAUAUGAAACAGUUACCUCACGAUUCGUAGAGAGUUUGAUUCGACAUUUGUUCCAAGGAUUCCGUGAUAGCAAAUCUCACAUUCGCCUUCGAUGCUGUCAGAUGAUAGCGCUCAACAUAAGCUCUAUGGGUGAAUUAGACGAGGAUUUAUAUCAAGAUUUAAAGACAUACUUAUUCGAAGCCCAUAUUGAUAAAGAAGCCAGUGUAAGAGCGCAGGCUGCAACUGCUCUUUGUCGAUUACAGAGUGAUACAGAAGUGGAUCCAAGCGAUGGUAGGACGAUUCAUGAAAAGUUAAUGUGGAGUGUUCGCUUUGAUCCAAGCCCUGAAGUACGUCGACUUAUUUUGUUUAAUGUGGACGUUACAUCCAACACACUACCUUACAUUGUAAAAAGUGUGCGAGAUCCCGACGAUAUCAAUAGACGAGUUGUUUACUUGAAGCCAUUAUCUGAUCUACAAGAUUUCCGGCUUUUGAGUUUCGAUGAGCGUUAUGAAGUUUUAAAAUGGGGUCUCAAUGACAGAAACAAAUUGGUUCGAAAAUCAGCUCUUAAAAUGUUCUCAGAGAAGUGGAUUCAGCAUGCAGGCAACAAUCUGAUUGAAUUUUUGGAACGAUUAGAAUCCACCCAUCCAGCUGUAUCACCUUUAGUAGAACAAUUACUCAAGGCUUUUUUCAAAGAAAGAAUGGAUAUUGUGAAUGAGAUUACAUUUGAUGAUGAAUUUUGGAGCAAUUUGUCAGGUGAAAGUGCAUUAUUAGCCAAAGUGAUCAUUGAAUUCUUACAAAAUAACGAAGGAUUAGAAGAGAAGCUGGACUCUAUAUUGCCGGAAGUAACACGCCACGUAUUCAAUUUGGAGAAUUACUUUAAUCUCUAUCGCGCUUCAUGCAAUUCUGCAACCGAUGCUUCUUUAAACUACGAAUUCAUCACUACCCAAAUGCUAGAUAUAUCGUUGUGCUUGGAUUAUGCUGAUGAAGUCGGAAGAAAAAAGAUGUUCGAAGUACUACGUAAUAUCCUUCGAUCUUAUGAAAUGAUCGAUGACCAUUUGAAGAGAGUUAUCAAAAUCUUUCGAAUUAUUUCUAUUGAUGAGAAAGAUUUCACCAGAUCGAUUAUCGAGAUUAUAUCAGAUAUCCAAGAAGAUGCUUCUAUGCCAUUUUACGAUGCAGAAGAUAUAGUUCCCACAAAGAAAGCGAAAAUCAGCAACUCACAAGCGAGAGAUAGGAGCGAGACUCCUCCUGCUUCUGUCACUUGCUCACCUGUAGCAUCUAUAGAAGACAAUAGAGGAGAAAAUGAAGAAGCAACGAUUGACAGUCUUGUGACACAAUUCCGCUGCUUGAACAUAUGUAAACGCAUGCUUGAAAAUAGUUAUGAGCCCCUAACAGAAAACUCGAAUUUAUAUGGUUUAUUGAAUGAUCUUAUUGUUCCAGCUGUACAAAAUUCUGAUACCCUCCUUCGCCAAGAAGGAUUGCAUUGUUUGGGUCUAUGUUGUACGUUGGAUAGACGAUUAGCGCAACAUAACAUUUCAUUAUUCAUCACUUGUAUAAAGCAAGGUCAUGAUGAUCUCGUGAAAAAGGCUAUCAGAAUUUUAGGUGAUCUACUACUGAUGUACGGUGUAAACACAAUGAAGGAACACCUGCCCAGUACGGACGAUUUUAGGGAAGUGUUUGAGUUCGCAUUAGAUCAUGAUAAUACAGAAAUUCAAUUUCUGGCGACACAGGCAUUAUGUAAAUUGAUGUUGUUUAACAGAUUCAAUGACGAUGAACUGUUGCGUUUGAUGAUCCUACUUUACUUUUUCCCGAAAGCCGAGACUGACGUACACAGCAAUAGUAUUCAUCAAUGUUUAGCUUACUUUUUCCCCGCUUAUUGCUAUUCGUCAGAAGAACAUCAGAAAUCGCUUUCCAAUAUCACGAUUCCUGCCCUGGAAGAAUUAUGUAAUACGUAUAACGAUUUAGAAAAAGAUGAAACCAUGACCAGCCCAAAGAUGAUAUCAGAAAUGUUGGCGGAUUGGAACGAUCCUCGUAAAUUGGCCAAACGGGAGAACACUAAGCUUCCGUCAUUUAUUGAUGACGAUGAUAACGAUGAUGAUACCGCUCGUUUUAGCACACCAGCCGGACCUGCUCUCGAAGCACUUGAAAUAAUUUUGAACGAACCAGAGAAUACCAAACGUAAAGCAAUGUGUCAUUUUGUUUUAAAAGUGUAUCUAGACAGAGUGGAGGUAACGAAAUUGAUCGAUAUACAACGGGCUAUCAAGGCCAUUGAAGAACAAAAUCCUCUCAAAUUGGUACCGACGCAAAGGGCCUUCAACAAAUUGUUAAAAAGGAUAGAAGCAAUGAUUCAUGAAGAUGACGAAGGACAGGCACUGAUGACUAAACAGGAAGACGAGCAUGAAGAACAGCAGCAGAGACUGGAACAACAAGAACAACAGCAACCACCUUCGGAGCAUGUCAGUGCAGAUGACGACAAUAACAAUGAAGAGGAGGACGAUAAGGAGACAAUAAACAAUGAUGCAGCCAGUGAAGGAACGGCAGCGCAAGAUGAGAUGAGUAAGAGUGAUGCCGACAGUGAGGAAGGGAAAAAAAGACAAUGA
Mycotypha africana is the source of this 3186-nucleotide messenger RNA. RefSeq names its product nuclear condensing complex subunit. Bases 1 to 3186 code for a protein of 1061 amino acids. NCBI's taxonomy places the organism in Eukaryota, Fungi, Mucoromycota, Mucoromycetes, Mucorales, Mycotyphaceae. Gene Ontology annotation, biological process: mitotic chromosome condensation. The record is from RefSeq and is a predicted model, not a curated record. The transcript has 11 exons. Gene Ontology annotation, cellular component: condensed chromosome; condensin complex.